CUCAAAUCCGCUCCAAUCGCUCCCAGCCAAGGCUGCUUAGCUUUCUCUGAGCAUUCACCGCUGAUUUUCCACUCCGCAAGGACGGACCGAGCGCUCAGACAAAGCCAUGGCGCUGCGCCUCUCCCUCUCGCUGCUCCUCGUCCUCUCCUCAUCAGCCGCCAUCCUCGUGCAUGCCAGGCUGCCGUCAUCACAACCACCAGCAGCAGCGGAACCUGAUGGCGGCAAGGUUCUCCCGAUGGCGUGGCCCGAGGUGUUCCAUGCCUUAAUGGUGCAGCAACGCGGCGGCGUGCCGGGCGUGACGGACCUCUACUAUGGUGCGUGAGACGACACAGAGAUGGACGACGCAGGCGGACAUGAUCAUUGAUGCUUUUUUUGUCUGCUGUCGGCGCGUCGGGCAGAUUGGCCGAACCGCAGGAAUCUGCACGUCAUUCGCUUGCAGUAUCAGAGCACUCUGUACGACAACGAGCGGCAGGGAUACGGGGCGUACUAUCACCCUACUGAAGGUCAGUCGGUGCGACACACAGUGCAGCACCGACACACCACACACAUUCAUUCCUCGUGUCUGCCUUCCUGCCUUCCCUGGAUGCAGGCACGUGUUUCGUGAUCGAUUUCCAAGGCGUUGGCAUCCUCACGCCCGACUGGCUGGUCGACAACUCGACCUACCUGGGCACACAGGCCGUCAACAACCGCACCUGCCACACAUGGAUGAAGGGCGACAGCAUGGACCCAAACCGACCUGGCCCCUUCCUCCACUACUGGGAGGACGUCCACACGCGGCUGCCCGUGCGAUGGCAAUUCUUCGACGGCAUGAGCUUCGACAUCAUCCAGUGGCAUGCGGGCGAGGCGGCGAGUGAGGCCGUGUGGGCCAUCCCGCCCUACUGCCCCAACAUGACGACGACCGAGGCCCUGGCAGGAAGAGAUCCGACACGUGUGGACGAGCAUGUCUUCUAUCGGAAGCUGGGAGGCGGUUCGGCGCUUGUGCGCUUGUUGCAUGAAGGGGGAGGGGGGAGGCAGUCUAUGUGUGAGGGCGCGAGGGACUGCACUCAACGAAUGGAUGGAUGGAGAGGGAGAAGCGGACUGCUGGGGACGCGUAGUCGCCUGUCUGUAUAAGCGAUUGCUUCCAUAGGUCUUCUUGACGUGUGUCUGUGAGUUCCUGCGUGCAUUUUUGUACGUCGUUUUCCUUAGGUGUGAGAGGUAUGUAUGCUGUCGGAGUGUGGAG
This is a messenger RNA of Vitrella brassicaformis, 1219 nucleotides long. The record is from the annotation of a GenBank genome assembly. Lineage: Eukaryota; Vitrellaceae.